Molecule: messenger RNA, 2105 nt
Organism: Quercus lobata
Lineage: Eukaryota; Viridiplantae; Streptophyta; Magnoliopsida; Fagales; Fagaceae
Gene: CBSX6
Product: Cystathionine beta-synthase (CBS) family protein
Exons: 3
Coding region: 623-1915 (430 amino acids)
Cellular component (GO): cytoplasm; nucleus
Source: RefSeq, a predicted model, not a curated record
CACGUUUCAUUCUCAUCCACACUCUUCCCUUCCCCCUAGACGCCUCUCUCUCUCUCUCUCUCCCUCCCUCCCCAAAAAGCCACCUAAAUUUCUUCAUUUUGAGAGUCAAGACGCACACACGAAGAUUGAUAGAUAGUUGGGUAGAUAGAUAGAGAUUAAAGAGAGAGAGAGAGUGUUGGAGAGAGAUCUCUUCGUUCAUGGGCCUAAACCUUAGGGAGUUUGCUAUUACUUUUCUUCAGUUACUCGUUGUUCAUCAAUGGCCAAUCCUCACAGCCUCUUAGCUCCUCUGAUCCUUCACAGACUUCUACCCAUUACUGGCUUUCAUCUUCUCCUCAUCUUUCUUCAUUCCCUUUUAUAGCUCUUGCUCUCUUUACCGGUUCUUCCGGUACCCGAUCUCUCUUCUCUCUCCUUCUCUCUCUGUGCUUGGUUCCUGAGAAAACUACACUCAGAGGAAAAUAAAUUAAUAGCUUAUUCCUGGAUUUUCUCGAGCAAAACUCGAGCUUUUGUCUUGUUCUAGUAUUUCAUUGAUACCAGUCAAAUAAAAAAUCUGCUAAAAGGGGUUUCUUAUAACUGCCCAUUAUCCAAAACAGAGUGAUUUCAGCCAAACAAGGACUUAUUGAGAAUGGCAUCGGUGUUUCUGUACCAUGUGGUGGGGGAUCUGACGGUGGGGAAGCCAGAGAUGGUGGAGUUUCUGGAGACCGAGACGGUGGAAUCUGCCAUAUGUGCUAUUGGAGAGUCUACUGAAGGUGGAAUACCUGUGUGGAAGAGGAGAUCAUCACAGCAUGUUGGUGUGUUUGAGAAUGGGGAGAUGAGGCAACAGAGGUUUGUGGGUAUUCUUAAUUCUCUUGACAUUGUUGCAUUCUUGGCAAGGAGUGAGUGUUUGGAGGAUCAGGACAAAGCCAUGAAGACCCCUGUUUCUGAGGUUGUUGUGCCUAAUAAUACCUUGUUGAGGCAGGUUGAUCCUGGGACAAGAUUGAUUGACGCACUGGAGAUGAUGAAGCAAGGUGUGAAGCGUCUUCUUGUUGCGAAAAGUGUAGUAUGGAAAGGCAUGAGCAAGCGAUUCUCUAUUCUCUACAAUGGUAAGUGGCUCAAGAAUAUUGAUACUGCUACUGGUAGCUGUAAUAACCUCAGUGCAAACACCAAUCGGCCUUCCUCGUCUUCCACCCCCGUUCGUGAUAAGUUUUGCUGUCUCUCAAGAGAAGAUGUCAUUCGUUUCCUUAUUGGUUGCCUUGGUGCUCUCGCUCCUCUCCCUCUCUCCUCCAUCUCCUCUCUUGGAGUCAUUAACCCAAACUACUACUCUAUUGAAGCCUCCCUGCCAGCCAUUGAAGCAAUUCAAAAACUUCCCAAAGACCCCAGUGCAGUUGCUGUUGUGGAGCGCAUGCCAGAUGGUCAGUAUAAGAUCAUUGGGGAUAUUUCUGCCACAAAACUAUGGAAAUGUGAUUACUUAGCAGCAGCAUGGGCUUUAGCCAAUCUUUCAGCUGGACAGUUUGUGAUGGGAGUUGAAGAUAAUGUGAGCUCAAGGUCAUUGCCUGAUUUUGAUGUAAAUUCAACAGUUGGCGGCGAUAGCAAGUUAGGUAACGGAGGUGGUGGGUCAGCAAGAUUGAAGAAAUUCAGUAGUAGGAGUAUUGGGUUCUUUAGCAACAAUACUAGCCCCGGUUUUGGUGUCAGUAGGAGCAUAUAUAGGGGCAGAAGUGCACCCUUGACAUGUAAGGUUACCAGUUCAUUGGCUGCAGUCAUGGCUCAGAUGCUGUCUCACAGGGCUACUCAUGUUUGGGUGAUUGAGGAUGAAAGUGAUGAUGUUUUAGUUGGGGUGUUGGGUUAUGCCGACAUUUUGGUUGCAGUGACCAAACUGCCUGCUGCACCUAUUCCUUCCAAUCGGUCAUCUGAGGCAUUUGGCAGUGAAAUUCAAACUUGAAACUUGAAUUCUUUAAUUUAUUAUUAUUAUUAUUAUUAUUAUUAUUAUUUCAUAGUAGUUGUAUUCUCAGCAAUAGUGUCCCUUUUGUAAUUGUCCUCUCAGGAUGUCUGAGACUUGGGCUUGCGAGACUCGUAUGUUUGUCAAGAUUUUGUAUAAUUUUGUUGUGAAAAAUGAAAAUGUAAUAGUUUAU